Arabis nemorensis is the source of this 222-nucleotide messenger RNA. The record is from the annotation of a GenBank genome assembly. Lineage: Eukaryota; Viridiplantae; Streptophyta; Magnoliopsida; Brassicales; Brassicaceae.
AUGGCGAAGCCUUUGGGUACUACGGGAGAAUUUUUCCGGCGAAGAGACGAAUGGAGGAAACAUCCGAUGCUUUCGAACCAAAUGAGACACGCUCUUCCCGGACUUGGCAUCGGCGUCGCCGCCUUCUGCGUUUAUCUCGUCGGUGAGCAGAUCUUCAAUAAAGCUUCGGUUCCUUCAAAAUCAUCUCACCAACAUCAGAAUCAGCCUGCUCCGUCUCACUAA